Phragmites australis (common reed) is the source of this 4593-nucleotide messenger RNA. Its product is annotated as transcription initiation factor TFIID subunit 2-like. Gene Ontology annotation, cellular component: transcription factor TFIID complex. Gene Ontology annotation, molecular function: transcription cis-regulatory region binding; zinc ion binding; RNA polymerase II general transcription initiation factor activity. The transcript has 25 exons. Gene Ontology annotation, biological process: transcription initiation at RNA polymerase II promoter. Lineage: Eukaryota; Viridiplantae; Streptophyta; Magnoliopsida; Poales; Poaceae. The record is from RefSeq and is a predicted model, not a curated record. Bases 307 to 4398 code for a protein of 1363 amino acids.
GUCCCCGUCCCCACCAGGCCCCCGUGCACCGGGUCCACGCAGACCCCCUUCGCCGGGCGGCGAAAGAUCUGAGGCGCGACGGUCUCAAGCGCCGGCGAGCGCUCGCCCCACCCCGGUCUUUAAGUAGCCGCGCCCCGUUCCUCGUCUCGCGUCUCAGAGCGCCCCCCCCCCCGCGCCCCCGAGCAGCGGGAUGACGUGGCGCACCUCGACACCACCACCUCACUGAGCCCCGACCAACCCCCCUUCCAGAAGCAUCCAAACCCUAGACGAGAGGCAGGAAGAGGAGGAGCGUGAAGGAGCUUCGGGAUGGCGAAGGCGAGGAAGCAGAAGGGCGACGCCGCCGGCGGAGGCGCCACCGUGCUCCACCAGAAGCUGUGCCUCUCCAUCGACAUGGAGAACCAGCUAAUCAAUGGGUACACUGAGAUAAAGGUUCUUCUAGCCGAGAAUGACACUUUUGCUCUACAUGCUGACAAUAUGACGAUCAGGAGUAUACUGGUGGACGGUGAAUCUGUUGAGUUUGAGUAUUCCCCUCAUUGGAAAAGCGAUGGUGAUCAACCGAAUUGGUCUUUGGUAUCAUGUUCGAAGACUGCUGCUGAUGUUGCAUGUUCAACAUACAUUUCGUCUCUAAAUAGAGAAGCUAUACCUAAUCUUAUCGUAUCAUCUGAGAGAUCAGUUAAGUCAAUAACUGAGCAACAGUUGGACGAAAACAGUGAAAAGCAUGAAGAAAAUAGUGGAAGGCUUGAGGAACAUGGUGGAAAGUCUGUUCAAAGUUGCAUUGAUCAAGCUGUUAAUGGCUGCAAUGGUUCUGCAGUGAAAGAGGAAAAGGAAAAGGAAAAGGAAAAGGAAAAUGAAAAUAGAAAUGAAAAGGAUAAGGAAAAUGGAAUUGAAACUGAAAAUGAAAAGGUGAAGAACAUAAAACUGGUUCACAUAGAUUAUAUUUUGGAGAAGGCUGAAACUGGUGUUCACUUCGUCGGCAAUGUCCUGCAUAGUAGUAGUCAGAUAAAACGCACACACUGCUGGUUUCCUUGCUUUGAUACUGCCACACAACGCUGUCCAUUUGACCUAGAGUUUACAGUUAGCACGAAUUUAGUCGCUGUCAGCAAUGGUGACUUGCUUUACCAGGUCCUAAGCAAGGAAGAUCCUUCAAGAAAAACUUACGUGUAUAAAUUGAACACUCCAGUUAGUGCACAGUGGAUAUCCUUGGUUGUUGGUCCACUUGAAGUUCUCCCUGACAGGAAUGACAUAAGUGCCUCACACAUAUGUUUGUCCCCUGCUUUGUCGAAGCUUGAGAACACAAUUGCAUUUUUCCAUGAUGCAUAUAGCUGUUAUGAAGAUUAUCUUGCUACACCAUUUCCCUUUGGUUUGUACAAGCAGAUUUUUCUUCCAUCUGAAAUGACAGUAUCACCAACAAGCUUAGGAGCCUCCACAUGCAUCUUCAGUUCAGAUAUCUUGCAUGACGAGAAGGUUAUAGAUCAGAUAAUUGGCACAAGAAUCAGACUAGCUUAUGCCCUUUCAAAGCAAUGGUUUGGUAUAUACACAAGUGCAGAGGAGCCCAAUGAUGAAUGGCUGUUGGAUGGUUUGGCUGGUUUUCUUACUGAUCUAUUUAUCAAACGUUACCUUGGGAAUAACGAGGCACGUUAUAGGCGGUUCAAGGCUAAUUGCACUGUGUGUGAGUCUGAUGUUAGUGGUGCAACUGCUCUGAGCUCUCCUGCUGCUUCAAGUGAUUUAUAUGGAACCCAAACAAUUGGUUCAUAUGGGAAAAUUCGUUCAUUGAAGGCAGUAGCUGUUCUUCAAAUGUUGGAGAAACAGAUGGGACCAGACUCCUUUCGGAAGAUUUUGCAGGUGAUAGUGGCUCCAAAUCGUGCCUCAAGAACACUAAGUACAAAAGAGUUCAGGCACCUUGCAAAUAAGGUUGGUAACCUUGAACGCCCGUUCCUGAAAGAAUUCUUUCCACGGUGGGUUGAAUCUUGUGGAUGUCCAGCUAUGAGAUUGGGAAUGUCGUAUAGCAAAAAAAGGAAUAUGAUUGAAUUUGCCAUUUCAAGGGGUUGCACAGCAAAAGCUGCACCUGAUUCUGAUAGUCUUGCAAAUGGUGAUAUUCAAGAAGGUGAUGCUGGAUGGCCAGGAAUGAUGAGCAUACGUGUUCAUGAAACUGACGGGGCGUAUGAUCAUCCAGUUCUGUCAAUGGCCGGUGAAGCUUUGCAGGUGGUGGAAAUACAGUGCCAUUCCAAACUAGCAGCAAAGCGCAUUUGGAAAUCCAAAAAAAGCUCAAAAGUUGAUGGUUCUGAUGACAACGUAGAUGCCUCUACUCAAGAGAACCGCACAAGCAUAGAUUCACCUUUACUAUGGAUCAGAGUGGACCCGGAGAUGGAAUAUCUUGCUGAGGUCCAUUUUUACCAGCCUGUUCAGAUGUGGAUCAAUCAAUUGGAGAAAGACAAAGACGUUAUAUCACAAUCACAGGCAAUAUCUGCCCUGGAGAAAUUACCUCAGCUCUCUUUUGCUGUGAUUAAUGCACUCAAUAAUUUCCUAAAUGACACAAAGGCCUUUUGGAGAGUUAGAGUUGAAGCAGCAUAUGCAUUAGCAGUUACAGCAUCUGAGGCAACUGAUUUAGUUGGGUUGCUUCAUCUUGUUAACUUCUAUAAAAGCCGUCGGUUUGAUGCAGAUAUUGGAAUGCCCAGGCCCAACGACUUCCAUGAUAUCCCAGAAUACUUUGUUCUUGAGGCAAUCCCCCAUGCAGUAGCUCUUGUUAGAUUGUCGGACAAGAAUAGCCCAAGGGAAGCCAUUGAGUUUAUUCUUCAGCUCCUAAAGUACAAUGAUAACAACGGAAAUAUUUACUCAGAUGUGUACUGGCUAUCUGCAAUGGUACAGUCAAUAGGCGAACUGGAAUUUGGUCAGCAGGGCAUAGGCUUACUAUCUUCUCUUCUUAAGAGAAUUGAUCGACUCUUGCAAUUUGACAACUUUAUGCCUGGUUACAAUGGGGUCUUGACUGUCAGCUGCAUUCGUACCCUUGCACGAAUAGCAGCGAGGGUGUCAUCUUCCAUAUGCCUUGAUCGCAUUUGUGAACUAAUUGCCCCCUUUCGCAACCUGGACAAACCAUGGAAAGUUCGUAUUGAAGCUAGCAGGGUUCUUAUUGAUCUUGAGUUACACCAGAAAGGCCUUGAUGCAGCUCUUUUGUUGUUCUUGAAAUAUGUGGAUGAAGAAAAAUCUUUGCGAGGAGCGACAAAGUUGGCUGUUCAUGUCUUGCGUAUAUGUCAAGCGAGUGUUGAUCUUCACCUUAAUGAUCAAAUAAAAUUAACGACUCUGGUUGGUCUUCUUUACCUGUUUGCUGGCAUGAAGGCAUACAACAACGUAUUUCUUCGUCAUCAUGUGUUCUGCAUAUUGCAAGUUGCUGCUGGAAGGUCCCCAACAUUAUAUGGUGUUCCAAAGGUUGUCACCCCCCCUCCGGUGGUCCAGGACAUAUGUAGUGAUCAGCAAACUAAAGCUGAUUCCUCGAUUCCUCAACCAUCAAAACCUCAAGAACCUUCCACUAGCACUCCUAGUGUCCGCGAGGUCGUACCUACCUCCGGACCCACUAAAGAUGCUGAUAAUCAAUCUAACUGCAGUGAAAGAAGGAAUGUCGUCAAAAUUAGGGUGAGACGUACUGCAUCUUCCAGUAAAGCAUCUGAUGCUGACCACAGAGAUCAUUCUCAUGGUGGAAGAAAUGAAAACGAAGCGGGUGCAUGUAGUUCUAUGUCAGUGGAUGCCCCCAUGGUUGGAGCAGCAAAUGAGCCAUUAAAUGUAAGCAAUCAUAACAUUGAGGAACAGAACUCGUGUCAUGACCUUGAAUCAAGGAUGUCUGCAAGCGUUAGCAAUGUUAAACUAAUGGACAGGCAUGAAAUUUCCAAGGAGCUACAGUGCACCGCUCAUUCAAGGCUAGAUGCUCUUCCCAAGGAUCAGUUCUCUCCUCUCACUAAUCCGCUGGAAGUUGUAGACAAGCCUGGUAGUCAGCUUGAAGGGGUCUCCACCAGCUGUGAUGGAAACCAAGCUCCAGAAUCUAUGAACGGACUGGAAUCAAAAGAGAGGAAAAAGAAGGACAAGAAAGAUAAAAAGCGAAAACGAGAUAAGAAAGAUGACCCCGAGUAUCUGGAGAAAAAGAGACUUAAGAAGGAGAAGAAAAGAAUGGAGAAAGAAUCAGCCAGAAAGCAGCAGGAAAGUGAAGGGGUUCCUUGUUCCGAACAGCAGAACAUAGUGAAAUCUUCAGGAUCGCAGGAAGUUUUGCCGGCGAGGCCACCAGCUCCAGUGCGAAGUUCUGAACCCCAAGUUUCAAGCAAGGAAACAACUAUAGAUACCGCACAGACAACAGUGAAGCCAAAGAUAAGAAUCAGAGUCAAGCCCUUGCAAAGAAAAGCUGAAGGAAGUUGAAAGUGAUUGUAGAUUGUGGCUGCGCCACCAUUUGUAAGGAUUACUGUACAGUGGAUCAAAAGUAAAUGAGUUGUAGCCUUGUAGGUUGUACCAUGAGUAGCCAGGUUUUUGGUGAAUGGUUGAUGUAUCCUGUAAAAAAGAAUUGCUACUGCCCUAGUAAUUUCUGGGGCAAUUGAAAUUAAGUUCUAGGGUUGU